Daktulosphaira vitifoliae (grape phylloxera) is the source of this 753-nucleotide messenger RNA. RefSeq lists its product as uncharacterized. The transcript has 2 exons. Bases 152 to 538 code for a protein of 128 amino acids. The record is from RefSeq and is a predicted model, not a curated record. Lineage: Eukaryota; Metazoa; Arthropoda; Insecta; Hemiptera; Phylloxeridae.
UAAUUAUAUAAUGUGUAUAUAAUAACACAUGUAUUUUAUAUUAUAGAUAGAAGAUAUAUGUCGAAAAGAUAGAAAAAGAUUUUUUAAUCCAAUCGAUGACGUGUGUCGAGAAACAAUAUGCCAGAAUUUACAAAUAGAAAAAAGAAAAACUAUGUGGCUUUUUCAUAAAAAAUGUUUACAUGAACCAAAGACUACAAUAAGAAUAAUUUCAAAAAAUGAAGAUUUUUUUUUUGGAUUAUCUUUAUACUUAAGUGGUGAGGAAGACCAUGGGAAAUAUUUAAAAGAAAAAUUGGGAUUCACAUCAAGAGAUGCUGAUGAGUUCAAUUACCAGGAAAUUGCUAAAAAAUUGAAAAUAUCUAUUUAUGUUUAUAUGAAAAAAGAUUGGUAUUUCUAUAGCAAAAUAGAACUAGGAAAUGAUCCCGAUGAAAAUGAAAAAUGCUUAUAUUUCUACUUUGAUGAUUCAGUCGGAAAAUAUGAAAUUGUAACUGACGUAUUUACUUGUCAACCUAAGGUUAAGGAUUAUAUAACUUUUGAUUAGAAAACAUAUUUUGGAAUCUUGUUUUUAUGAUAUUAUACUCACUCUUCUCAAUUAAGAAUAAGUAUUAGUGAAUAAAAGUGAAAAAAUGUACACUAGUUAAUUACAAAUCAUUGUAAUUGAUGUUACAUAAAUAUAAAAUUCUUAUUAAUUAUUGUACUUAAAAAUAAACAUUGUAAAAUAUAUUGUUCUAAAUUAAAAUUAAUGAUUUCAUUUUA